GGGUCUCCACCGCUUUCAGAGGCGAUUUUAUCCCUCCGAACCUUGUUGGCUUGGAGCAUUUAUUUUCUGAGAGGAGAGAAAGGGGGAGGGCAGCGGCAAAGAAAGGGGAGAAAAAGUUUUUGCUGAAGGUCCCGGUCUUGCACGUUGCUCCGUCGGCCGAAGACGGAUUUGUCAGUGUGAUCAAAGCAGUUCUGCUGAAGUCUUGCGCUCUUGAGAGUUGUGGUGUGACGUGGAGAGCACGCGCAUGAUGAAGAGGAGCUCUCACCUCUCCUAAUCCUUUGUGCCGGUGAUUUGGGAGCAGCGAACGCCACGUCUGCUCAUUCGACAUGUCUGGAUCUACCCAGCCCGUGACGCAGAGCUGGCGUGCGGCUGAGCCGCGCUAUCCCCCUCACGCCAUGUCCUAUCCGGUUCAGAUCGCUCGACCGCACGCGGAUGUCGCGCUCUUAGAGUACCAGCAUCAUUCCAGGGAUUACGCGUCCCACCUCCCGCCGGGGUCCAUCAUGCAGCCGCAGCGGAGGAGGCCGUCCCUGCUGUCCGAGUUCCAGCCGGGCAAUGAGAGGUCUCAGGAGCUGCACCUGAGGACGGAGGCGCACUCUUACCUCUCUGACCUGGCCAAGCCGUCGGACUUAGAGUUCAUUGAAACGAAGAGACCACGCCUGGAUCUGCUACAGGACCCGCUGAUGCGGCACUCGCCUCUCCUGAGUCAAAGCCAGCAGGGCGGGACGGAGGACCUCUCAAAGGACCGCGGCCUGCCUGGCAAACUGGAGCCCGUGUCUCCAGUCAGCCCUGCUCACCCCGACUCCGAGCUGGACCUGCUGCCAGCCCGGCUCUCGAAGGAGGAACUCAUUCAGAACAUGGAUCGCGUGGACCGCGAGAUCACCAUGGUGGAACAGCAGAUCUCCAAGCUGAAGAAGAAGCAGCAACAGUUGGAGGAAGAAGCAGCCAAACCACCAGAGCCUGAAAAACCCAUCUCCCCCCCUCCUAUCGAGUCCAAGCAUCGCAGCUUGGUGCAGAUCAUCUACGACGAGAACCGGCCAUUAUACAACCAGCCUUCAGACACCAGGCAGUACCAUGAAAACAUUAAAAUAAACCAGGCAAUGCGGAAAAAGUUAAUUUUGUACUUUAAAAGGAGAAAUCAUGCUCGCAAACAGUGGGAACAGAAGUUUUGCCAGCGCUAUGACCAGCUGAUGGAAGCCUGGGAAAAGAAAGUGGAGCGUAUUGAAAAUAACCCCCGGCGCCGUGCCAAAGAGAGCAAAGUGCGGGAAUACUAUGAGAAGCAAUUCCCAGAGAUUCGGAAGCAGCGGGAACUGCAAGAGCGCAUGCAGAGCAGGGUAGGACAGAGAGGCAGCGGUCUCUCCAUGUCGGCUGCGCGCAGCGAACACGAGGUGUCAGAAAUUAUCGACGGGCUCUCAGAACAAGAGAACCUGGAGAAGCAGAUGCGCCAGCUCGCUGUGAUCCCUCCCAUGCUCUAUGAUGCUGACCAGCAGCGCAUUAAAUUCAUCAACAUGAACGGCCUUAUGGAUGACCCUAUGAAGGUCUACAAGGACCGACAGGUGAUGAACAUGUGGAGUGAACAGGAGAAGGAGACCUUUCGGGAAAAGUUCAUGCAGCAUCCGAAGAACUUUGGCCUGAUCGCUUCCUUUCUGGACAGGAAGACGGUGGCGGACUGUGUCUUGUAUUACUACCUGACCAAGAAAAAUGAGAAUUACAAGAACCUCGUAAGAAGAAACUACCGGCGGCGUGGGAAGAGCCAGGUAAGAGAUGGAGAAAGAGUGCGUGGAAAUGUUGUCCCUCCUGCCGACCAAGGAGUAGCAGUGAUUUACACUUGCAGCUUCUGAGCAGCAGUUUAUAGCUGAGCAUCCCA
Struthio camelus australis is the source of this 1864-nucleotide messenger RNA. The record is from RefSeq and is a predicted model, not a curated record. NCBI's taxonomy places the organism in Eukaryota, Metazoa, Chordata, Aves, Struthioniformes, Struthionidae.